UGCAAGCGUCGUCAGGCAGGCCGGGUCAAUAUCAAUCGGGCAGGUAGGUACAGGGGGAGCAAGCGGAGAAUGGUCGGGGUCACAAGCCAGGGAUCAGAGCAGGGUCAGCAGAGAAUCAGACAGAGACAGGAACAGGGAACAGGGAACAGGGAACAGGGAACAGGGAACAGGGAACAGGGCCCAGGAGAAACACAACACCAAGGCAGAGUCUGUAGGUCUGAAUGUCCCUUAAAUACACCAGUAUAAUUAGUUCCAGGUGUUUGACUGGCUGCAAGGUUGAGUCUCUGAUUGCUGGGAGCACCCGCUGGCCAGCCCUGGUACUGCAGCUUAUAAGGCCAGUCCAUUCCUGACAGUGACACUGGUGACAGGCAGUGAAGGGGUUAACUGGAG
This is a messenger RNA of Staurois parvus, 390 nucleotides long. The record is from the annotation of a GenBank genome assembly. NCBI's taxonomy places the organism in Eukaryota, Metazoa, Chordata, Amphibia, Anura, Ranidae.